Messenger RNA from Erythranthe guttata (spotted monkey flower), 534 nucleotides. RefSeq names its product GPI-anchored protein LLG1. The record is from RefSeq and is a predicted model, not a curated record. Lineage: Eukaryota; Viridiplantae; Streptophyta; Magnoliopsida; Lamiales; Phrymaceae.
AUGUGUCGGAAUCGGAAUAACAACAAGCAUUGUCUGAUUAUUAUUGUUGUCUGUCUCUCUCUUCUCACCGUUCCUUCUGCUUCAACUAAUUCCAGCCCAGAUGGUGUAUUUGGACCUCAGUUUCCUAGUCAGAGGAGGCUUCUUCAAGCUAAGAAACCUUGCCCUGUGAACUUUGAGAAGGAAAACUACACUAUAAUCACCAGCCAAUGCAAAGAACCCUACUUGGUUCAACUCUGUUGUUCUUCGUUCAAACAAUUUGCAUGCCCGUUUGUGGACUAUUUGGACGAAUUAUCGAACGACUGUGCUGAAAUCAUGUUCGGAUAUAUCAAUAGCCACGGCAACUACCCACCGGGCUUAUUUGCGAGUCUUUGCCGUGAAGGCAAAGAAGGCCUCCUCUGCCCCGAUCCACCACCACCACCACCACCACCACCACCACAUUCUUCACUAUCGGAGAAAGAUUAUAAUAAACGCGAAUUCUUGACUUCGACGAUUAUUAUAGCGGCUACAUUUGUGAUGUUGAUCGAUUUUAUUUGA